GGAGAAACGGGAGGAGGAGGAGCGUCACUGUAGUUUUCUUUCAUUUUAGUGUAGGCGAGGAAGUGAUUUCAAGUUGAGGUACUUUAUUUACUCGAAAGGUUUGCUGGCGCUUGGCUUUGGUUGAAUGGAGUUUUCCGAGCACAUCAAGACAGCGAAUGUAGAAGAUGUUGUGCUCCAGCAGCCUCUGCACACUUCGAUCAAGGGCACCCUGUGCAUCACCGGCCACCACCUGCUCUUCUCGGACAGGGAGGAGGAGAGCUGUCAGCAGGUUCUGCUGCUCCUCAGAAACAUUGAUGCUGUUGAGAAAAGCAGCGUGGAAAACCUUUUGAACUACUUCAGCCUCUUUCCUAAUGCCGGCCACAGCGACAGAGCUACAGAAUCUUCCGGUACCAUCGUCAUCAAGUGUAAAGAUCUGCGUGUGCUACAGCUUGACAUCCCAGGCAUGGAGCAGUGCCUUAACAUUGCACAAUCCAUUGAGACCCUGUCUUGUCUGAACUGUGUGGCAGAGAUGUAUCCUUUCUUUUACCGACCCUCCAAUGCCAGCCCGCAGGACCCGUGGGGCCUCUCAACCCCUGAAAGACAUUACGCUGAAAUGGAAGAACUUCAUGAAAGGUGGAGACUGAGCACCGUGAACCAAGACUACUCAGUAUGCGCCUCUUACCCUCCAGCUGUCAUUGUCCCCAAGGCAAUUGGGGAUGACGCGCUAAAAAAGGUUGCCAAAUUCAGACAGGGGGGACGCUUCCCUGUCCUCUGUUACUACCACAAGAAGAAUGGCACGGUCAUUUUGCGCGGCAGUCAGCCACUGACAGGAGCCAACCGGAAGCGUUGCUUGGAAGAUGAGCUCCUCUUGCAGAUAGUGAUCGGGGACUCAGACAGAGGUUAUAUUAUUGACACACGUUCAGCUCAGCAGGCGCAGCAAGCCAGGAUGAUGGGCGGCGGGUUUGAGUCCAAAUCAUGCUACAGCAACUGGAAGAGACUACACAGGCACAUGGAAAGGGGGAAAACACUCCAGGAGAGUCUAAUCAAGCUGGUGGAUGCCUGUGGUGACAAGUCCCCGAAUAUGGACCGCUGGCUCAGUAAGCUCGAAAAUUCCAAGUGGUUGUCUCAUGUCCAAACUGCAAUGUCAACUGCUGGCCUGCUGGCAGAGUGUGUGGAGAGAGAUGGUCACUCAGUCCUGGUUCACGGCUCUGAGGGGACAGACUCCACACUGCUUAUUAGCACUCUUGCACAACUCAUUUUGGACCCAAGUUGUCGUACACUGGAAGGCUUUCUGAAACUUCUAGAGAGGGAAUUUGUCCAGGCAGGACACCCAUUCCAGCAGCGAUGUUCCCACUCAGCCUUCUCCCAUGCUCGUAUCCAGCAGGAAUGUCCAGUGUUCUUGUUGCUGCUGGACUGUGUGUGGCAGUUAUGGCGCCAGUUCCCCCUUGCACUCGGCUUUUCUGAAGCUCUGCUCCUCAGGCUGGCUACUGAAGCCUAUGCCUCGGACUAUGGCACCUUCCUCUGUAACAGCGACAUGGAACGCUGUGCUCUCCAAGUGAAGGACAAGACUCAUUGUUUGUUUCGGGCCCUGCUGAAGCCAACGGAAAGAGAGCAGUACAAUAACCCACUAUAUGAGCCAAAUGAACUGGCCAUUUGGCCUUCAGUCCACCCACAAUCCUUACAACUAUGGAGGGGCUAUUUUCUGAGGUGGACCCAACAGACUCGUCACCUGGAAUUGGUCCAGGAGGAGAUAAGGAAUAUGGUCAUUGAGUGGGGGAAGAUAGCACUCAGCUGUUGAACACUCAUCAAUAAAGAAGUAAUCGGGAAGAGCAUGAA
Hippocampus comes (tiger tail seahorse) is the source of this 1815-nucleotide messenger RNA. RefSeq names its product myotubularin-related protein 9. Gene Ontology annotation, cellular component: cytoplasm. Gene Ontology annotation, biological process: negative regulation of autophagy; phosphatidylinositol dephosphorylation. The record is from RefSeq and is a predicted model, not a curated record. Lineage: Eukaryota; Metazoa; Chordata; Actinopteri; Syngnathiformes; Syngnathidae. Gene Ontology annotation, molecular function: protein phosphatase binding. Bases 125 to 1777 code for a protein of 550 amino acids. The transcript has 11 exons.